Messenger RNA from Vigna unguiculata (cowpea), 1310 nucleotides. RefSeq names its product F-box protein PP2-B15-like. Lineage: Eukaryota; Viridiplantae; Streptophyta; Magnoliopsida; Fabales; Fabaceae. The record is from RefSeq and is a predicted model, not a curated record. Gene Ontology annotation, molecular function: protein binding.
UGAAAAUUUUGAUUUUGGUACUCUUCUUUCAAUAAACUUUGAGUUUUCAGAUGAUGGAACUUUUGCCCUACGAUUGCUUUGCACACAUUUUAUCCUUCACUUCCCCUCAGGACUUGUGCAGGUCCUCUCUGGUCUCCUCCAUUGUGCAGUCAAUGGCAGAUUCAGAUGCUGUGUGGGAGAAGUUUUUGCCACCCAAUUAUCAUCAAAUUGUUUCUAGGUUUGUGUCUUCCUCACUAUCGUGUUCUUCAAAGAAACAACUGUUUUUCAUGUUAUGUAAUCCACGACCAAUUGACGACGGUAACAAGAUAUUCUCCAUUGAGAAGAGAAGUGGCAAAAUUUGUUACCUGUUGAGCGCAAGACAACUUUAUAUUGCAUGGGGAAACAGCCCUCUGUAUUGGUCCUGGAAACCCAUCCGAGGUUCAAGAUUCGAAGAAGCAGCUGAACUGAGAACCAUAAGCUGGCUGGAAAUAAAGGGAAGCAUAAACAGUGGAAUGUUAUCUCCCAAUACCUUGUACGGAGCGUACUUGAAAGUGAAAAUCGCGGAUCGUGCUUAUGGCUUAGACUUGUUACCAUCGGAGGUGUCGGUAGAAGUUGGCAAACAUAAAUCACAAGGAACCGUUUGCAUACGUUCAUGUCGAAAAACAGACACCAAAUGUUGUUUUCGUUUUCCUUCUAAGCUUGAAGACGAGGAAUGGUCGGAGAUUGAAUUGGGGAGUUUCUGCACCCAUUCAGACGAAGAGGUCAGAAUGUGCCUCAAGGAAGUCGAAGGUGUGCACCUGAAAGGUGGUCUCAUAGUUGAUGGAAUUGAAAUAAGGCCCAAACACUUGGAAACGGCCUCCGCUAAUGGGCCUAACUAGUUUACAUUUUUGUUUUUUUUUGUGCGUUGUGGGCCGAACGUGGCACUUGUUUUCUUUUGUUUUCCCGUGUAGCCCUAGCAUGCGCUCUCUUUAAAAUGCUCUUCUGCGGCUUCGCAAUUGCAAUUCUCAUAACGAAAAGUAACAAGGCAGCGCCGUGGUGGUGGGUACUUGCAUUGCUUAACGUUCAUUGUGGUUGUGUUCUUCUUCACUUUUAGUUUUUUUUUUUAGGUUGAUUUUAUUUGAUUUUGUGUUUGGUGCUAUUCUUCGAUUGGGUUCGAUUUGGUUCGUUCGCAGUGAUGAUAAAUGUGAAUCCCAGCUCAUUAUGAGACCUUUUUUAAGGUCUGGGAAUGUAAUUUUUUCCACAUCUAUCUGAGCUCUAUAACUAUAAUCUUGGCUUCAUGUGAUUAUUCAUGAUUUUCGAUAUCUGAAACAUUUACAAAAAUUUUACAUCUA